Messenger RNA from Microplitis mediator, 701 nucleotides. It is a transcript of the gene Pfdn6, whose product is annotated as prefoldin subunit 6. Gene Ontology annotation, biological process: protein folding; chaperone-mediated protein complex assembly. NCBI's taxonomy places the organism in Eukaryota, Metazoa, Arthropoda, Insecta, Hymenoptera, Braconidae. The transcript has 3 exons. Gene Ontology annotation, cellular component: prefoldin complex; cytoplasm. The record is from RefSeq and is a predicted model, not a curated record. The coding region runs from base 185 to 562 and encodes 125 amino acids. Gene Ontology annotation, molecular function: protein-folding chaperone binding.
AACUGUAAAAGAACACCCCGGCUAUUUUUGACUAAAAUUCGUCGAGUUGUAAUUUAAUCUCAUAGAUUUUUACUAUUUCUGCUGAAUAAUAAAAAUUCAACUCGUAUUAGAAAAUCAAGUUAUAAAUAAUUCUGUAAUAUCAGAAAAGAUAUAAUUUCAUUCAGUAGAAAGAAUCCUUAAUAAAAUGGAGGAUUUGCAAAAAAAAUUACAAACUGAAGUAGAGGUUUAUAAACAAAUUCAACGAGAUUAUCACAAAGCACUCAUAAAUCGUCAACAACUUGAUGGCCAACUGAAUGAAACAACAGCUGUAAAAGAUGAAUUAUACUUAUUGAAAUCCAGCAAUGAAGUAUUUAAACUGAUUGGUCCAGUAUUAAUAAAACAAGAUUUGGAUGAAGCUAAACAAAAUGUUAAUAAACGUAUUGAAUUUAUUACCAAUGAAUUAAAACGAGUAGACACAUUGAUCAAUGAUUUAGACACCAAACAAGAACGUCAACGUGAAAGUCUUGAUAAAUUACAACAGAUGUUUCAAAUCGGUCAGCAAAAAGCUGCUGUAAAAGCUUAGAGAAAGAUCGAGAAAUUCCAUCUAUUUUUUCUAAAUUAAACGUAAAAUAGUUGGUCUAUGAAAAAGCUUUUUCAUUAUAACUAUGUUUUCAUUAUUUUAAUUUAAAUUUAAAUAAACAUUUUACAAACGAAAAAUGAAA